This is a messenger RNA of Nezara viridula (southern green stink bug), 3131 nucleotides long. The record is from the annotation of a GenBank genome assembly. Lineage: Eukaryota; Metazoa; Arthropoda; Insecta; Hemiptera; Pentatomidae.
UCUAUGAAACCACAAUUUAAUGUCGGUUUACGUGGAUCCGUUAUCUUUCAAUAAUAAUGUAGUCUGUUAUUGCAAAAAAUAAAGAUGUAUUUUGAUCUUUGGAGCAUAUUCUUUGCUGCUAUAGCUAUUUUGUACUUUACAGUGGCAUUAACGUUGUUAUAUGUGUACUUUGGAGCUCAGCCUUACCCUGACAUAAAACGUUCGAAGAAGGAACAUCAUUUUUAUGAUGUUCAGAAUUCUAAAGACAUACCUUUUCCAUCCAUCAAAGAUCCUCCUACUGUUUCUUUAAGUGUCAUUGUUCCAGCUUACAAUGAGGAAGAAAGAUUACCACCUAUGCUAGACGAAUGCCUUGACUUCUUGGAAAAAAGAUGUAAAGAAAUAUCAGGUUUCUCUUAUGAAGUCAUUGUCGUUAGUGAUGGUAGCAAAGACAAAACUGCCGAUGUUGCAUUGCAAUAUACAAAAAAUUUUGGGUCUGAAAAAGUACGGGUUCUUGACUUGAAACCUAACCGAGGUAAAGGAGGUGCAGUUCGUUUGGGUGUACUUAGUGCGAGGGGUUCUGUUAUUCUGUUUGCUGAUGCUGAUGGUGCUACUAAGUUUUCUGAUAUCACUAAGCUAGAGGAAAGUCUUCUUCAGCUCAAAAAAUGUGACUAUAUUAAAGAUCCUGACAAAGUUGCUAAUUCCUAUGCUGUGGUAUGUGGUUCUCGAUCUCACUUAGAAGAAGAAUCGUUAGCAACUAGAUCUUUAUUUCGCAUAUUUCUGAUGCAUGGAUUCCACUUUCUGGUUUGGUCACUUGCAGUCAGGUCUAUCAGAGAUACACAAUGUGGGUUCAAACUAUUCACUCGCAAAACUGCGAAAUUCCUCUUCUCCAAAAUUCAUGUUGAAAGAUGGGCAUUUGAUGUUGAACUUCUAUAUAUAGCUGAGCUAUAUAAAAUACCAACUUCUGAAAUUGCAGUAAAUUGGACUGAGAUUGAUGGUUCCAAGAUUGUGCCAAUUUUUAGCUGGCUUCAAAUGGGAAGAGACCUCAUUCUGAUAUGGUUUAGGUAUAGAAUCGGAGCUUGGAAGAUUUCAGAAAACAGUUAAAAAUUAUAAGAAAAAUAAAGAAAACCAUUAAAAUGGUUAUUAUUUAUCAAGACUUUUUUUCAAAUUUAAUUAUAUUUGUAUAUUUUUAACACUCAUUGUUGUUACAAUUAUCAUGUGAUAUUAAUGAUUUUAUUUUAAUUAAAAUUGUCUACAUUCCUGAACAAGUUAUUGUUGCUUCGUCACUUUUCCUGUAUCUCUUUUGUUUUUGUAAGCAUUCUUAUGUGAGAUAACAUAAGAUUGUUUAAUAAGGAUGGAAGAAGAAGAAGAAGCAUUAUAUUUUGGAGUUAAGAGGAAAAAUAAUCCUGAUGCCCCUAAGUCUGUAUAUGCUGAAAGUUAUAUAAAUGUUUCUGUAAAAAGGCCAGAUCUUAUUAUAUUUAAACCAGAUUUCACUGAUAUAGUAGCGGGCCCUUUUCUUGAUCCUCUUUUACCUGACUCAAAAAUUCUUGCUGAAACGGAAUGGGAAAAGGCAGAUGAUGUUUAUAAAAGAGUGACAGAAAAACAUCCAUUCCUGAAGAAAGUUGCUCUACCUGAAACGGUUGAUCAAUCAAAGAUCACAAAAGAAUAUAAAUUGUCAGACAAAUCAAUCUACCAGAUCGAUUACUCGAAUGAAGGAGAAUCUUAUGAAUCCAAGUACUCUAGAUUAAGGCAGAGAAUCAAGUUACCACCUGACUGGGGACCCAUUCCUAGGACUACCCAAAGAAGAAGUUACAGGGAAUGGAAAAAAAUAGUUCCUUGGAACGUAAAACCUGCUAAACUUUUCCAACCUCCUGAAACUGAACUGGGAUUAAGCAAGGAAGAACAAAGAUUAUUAAAUAUAAAAACAGGUAAAAGUGAAUAUGAAGAAAACAUAAGUGGGCCUGGAGAUGAAAUCAUGAACUAUGCUUUUUAUGUUUCUAGUUGUUAGCAGUAGUAUGGAAAAGUGAGAACACUUCCUACAAGACAGUCGAAAGGAUCUGUCAAAAUGGAUUACUUCCUAACUACAUACAGUAAAGAUUAUAAAUGGCCAGUGGCUAUUACUGCAGCCGAUGCUAAGAAAUCUGGAAAUGAUCAAAAAAUGAGGGAAUUACAACUCAGGGAUGCAGACCCACAUACGAUGAAAACAAGGAAACCAAUGGUGCAAUCUGAUGUGCAGCCUGGUACAGUACCGCCGGCCCAGAGCGGCGCACCUCCUCAGGGUGAAGCAUCAAAAUAUGAUCAACCAAAUGCUUAUCUUCAAAAGUUAUACAGAAAAUACCCAUAUUUAUACAACAUUAUGAAGUUUACAACCACUGAUGAUAUGGCCAAGCGUAUAAUGAGUGAAAAAUAUAAAACGACUUACCAAAUUGAAUAUAGUAGAGAAGAUGAUUACUCUACUCUUAUGGAUGUUGUUAAGCAUGCAGAGGAACCUCAUGAUCCUAAUAUUAGUAAAGUUACUGAACAAGGAGAACAACAAGAAAUUCCUGACAAGGCUAAAGAUCCUGAUAUCUGUUUACCAGAAGGUAUACCAGCACCGAAAUGUAAAUGUGCCAAAGGUCUUUCAUUCUCACCCUGCCAAUGUGCCAAAGAAGUUCCAGUAAGGAGAAUCGCUUGGAAACCAGCACCUAUCUCGAAAAUUCCCCAGUUUCCAAAAGAGAAAAAGAAGAAGAAGAAAACAGAUGAAGAAGAUCAAGACAAGCCUAAGUUAUCUGGAAAAGGUAGUUCCACACCUUUAAAACCAUUCUCUACCGAAUAUAAUGAAACCAUUAGCAAGAUAGGAUGGCUUAUUAUUAAACAUAAACUUUUACAUAAAGCAACUAUUGAAGCAGCAGAAGAGGCUGGGAAGAAAAAAAAGUAAAUCUUUGAUUUCAAAAAAGCAAUUCUCGACUGCACAAAGAACUGAUUAUUGAGAAACUCUUGCUCAUUUUCAAGACUAGAACUAAAAGAAUAUCAGUAACACCCUUUAUCAUUUCUAUUUAUUUCAUUAACAUUUUACUUUUCUGUUGUACCUGUAAUUAAUUUUAAACCAUCAAAAAUAUAAAAAAAGAAAUAAAUACCAUUCUUCAUAUAUCGUAUUUCUUUAUUUUGCUUUUCUU